This is a messenger RNA of Tachyglossus aculeatus (Australian echidna), 543 nucleotides long. It is a transcript of the gene RBX1, whose product is annotated as ring-box 1. Gene Ontology annotation, biological process: ubiquitin-dependent protein catabolic process; protein ubiquitination. Gene Ontology annotation, molecular function: ubiquitin protein ligase activity; cullin family protein binding; zinc ion binding. The transcript is spliced from 5 exons. The record is from RefSeq and is a predicted model, not a curated record. Bases 33 to 359 code for a protein of 108 amino acids. Lineage: Eukaryota; Metazoa; Chordata; Mammalia; Monotremata; Tachyglossidae. Gene Ontology annotation, cellular component: nucleus; cullin-RING ubiquitin ligase complex.
GAUGACCGGCGGCCGGCGACUCGCUUUCCAAAAUGGCGGCCGCGAUGGAUGUGGAUACCCCCGGCGGCACCAACAGCGGCGCCGGCAAGAAGCGCUUUGAAGUGAAAAAGUGGAAUGCAGUAGCCCUCUGGGCCUGGGAUAUUGUGGUUGAUAACUGUGCCAUCUGCAGGAACCACAUUAUGGAUCUGUGCAUAGAAUGUCAAGCCAACCAGGCAUCAGCCACCUCCGAAGAGUGCACGGUCGCAUGGGGCGUCUGCAAUCACGCCUUUCACUUCCACUGUAUCUCCCGCUGGCUCAAAACACGGCAGGUGUGCCCGUUAGACAACCGAGAGUGGGAGUUCCAGAAGUACGGGCACUAGAAAAACGGAAGUCUUCAUCAAGAAAAACGUCCCUUUGUUAACCAUUCUGAUUGACUUUCCCUCCUGAGGGAACUUUUUGGAUUACGGAUUUGUUAACUCCACGUCUUCUGUGCACCGUCCUUUCCCUUUGGUUUUAAUAUAGCCGCACUGUAUUCUAUGUGAAAUAAAAUCAACCUGGAGCCCA